AUGGCCUCAAAGGAUGACUCGGGCAACGAUCCCCUCCAAUCCAACGACACUCGACCAACACUCGCCGACAAUCCUUACAAUCCCAGUUCAGCCGCAUACCUGGCUUACCCCGUCAAGCAUGUCGUAUCCAGCCUCUAUCGCCGUAUGACCGAACCUCCCGAGCACCCUGUGGACAGACUCCUUGAGGCUCCCAUCGUCCCGUCCAUGCCGUCGCGUGUAAACACGCUCCCGAAAAGGGCACAUUCUCCUUUUCAGCCCCCUCCUUUAACACCUCUCAAAUUGCAACACUCCCUGUCGCCCAGAGAAGUCGAUUCACUCCUGCUAACGAGAUCUCUUGCUGAAGAGAUUCGACUGUUACUCCCACCGAGGCUACAGCUGAUCGAUCAUUGGAAACUGGCAUAUUCAUUGGAAGAGAAUGGAUCCUCGCUGGCGACAUUAUAUGAACAAUGUGCAAGAGUGUCGACAUACACGCAGCGAUCUGGUUAUGUCCUGGUUGUGCGUGAUGGCUCUGCGGCGUCAGCGAAUGGCUCUGUGUUUGGGGCAUAUCUCUCCGAUGCACCCAAACCCUCCAUGCACUACUUUGGGACUGGAGAGUGUUUCCUGUGGCGAGCCACCAUCCUGCCGGCGCUCAAGGACUUGCCAGUGACCUUGGACAGCGGUGCAAGCCAUCACUCUGAAGAAAUCCUAGAGUUGGCUGGGCUGCCUCCCCCUCCCAGUGCCGACACCACCCAUCUUCAGCGAGCAACAACAAUUCGUGGUGAGCGCCGGACGUCUUCUGUAUCGAAACACGCCCCAAGCACUGUCUCCAUGUCGAACGUGGAAACUUCAGCGCAGACACAGCGGCCGUCAAGUCGGUCAGGGGCCUCGACGCCUGACCACAUACGAUUCAAGGCAUUUCCUUACAGUGGGAUCAACGAUUUUCUAAUUUACUGCGAAAGCAGUUAUCUUUCCAUUGGGGGCGGCGAUGGCCAUUAUGGACUAUGGCUGGAUGAUCAGCUCAACAAUGGCAUCAGUGAGACUUGUCCCACGUUUGGGAACGAGCCGUUGAGUGAUGAAGGCCGCUCGUUCGAAGUUCUCGGCGUUGAGGUCUGGUACGUGGGUGCUUGA
This is a messenger RNA of Capronia coronata CBS 617.96, 1107 nucleotides long. RefSeq lists its product as uncharacterized. Gene Ontology annotation, cellular component: nucleus. Bases 1 to 1107 code for a protein of 368 amino acids. The transcript has a single exon. Gene Ontology annotation, biological process: response to oxidative stress. NCBI's taxonomy places the organism in Eukaryota, Fungi, Ascomycota, Eurotiomycetes, Chaetothyriales, Herpotrichiellaceae. The record is from RefSeq and is a predicted model, not a curated record.